AUGAUCGUGGGAGUGGCCUUGACCUGCGUGAAGUUGUACAUCAGGCCAGAAUCUGUGAAUGGACAGCAGGUGGCAGUGUUCCGUGGGCGGGAUGGCAAGGCCUAUGUGGUGGAUGCUUACUGCCCCCACUUAGGCGCCAACCUAGCUGUGGGUUGGCGAGUUGUAGGGGGAUGUAUUGAAUGCCCCUUCCACGGGUGGCAGUUCCGUGGGGCUGAUGGGAAAUGUGUCAAGAUUCCAUAUGCAGAUAAAAUGCCUGAGUUUGCCAAGGUGCGGUGCUGGCCCAGCUGUGAGAUCAACGGGCAGGUUCUGGUGUGGUUUCACUGUGACGGGCCGGAGCCCACCUGGAGGGUUCCAGAACAGAGAGAGAUCACCCACGGGGAAUGGGUGUACCACAGCCGUACCGAACAUUUCAUUAAUGCACACAUGGAGUUUAGACAGAAUAUCUGUAACUCAGCUCGAGAUUCCAGAGAACGCAGCAGACAUCGCACACUUGGCUCAUUUGCACACUCCAGGUAUCGUCAGUGGAGUUGAUCUGCGCUAUACUAACAGCAAGACCUGGGAGUUUAUACGGCAUGACUGGAAGGCUCGAUUCCUCACAC
Molecule: messenger RNA, 599 nt
Organism: Cyprinus carpio (common carp)
Lineage: Eukaryota; Metazoa; Chordata; Actinopteri; Cypriniformes; Cyprinidae
Product: cholesterol 7-desaturase nvd
Exons: 4
Coding region: 1-531 (176 amino acids)
Biological process (GO): chlorophyll biosynthetic process
Cellular component (GO): chloroplast
Molecular function (GO): 2 iron, 2 sulfur cluster binding; chlorophyllide a oxygenase activity
Source: RefSeq, a predicted model, not a curated record